GAAAAAAACAGUAUAGUUAUUACAUUUGACUUUCAGUUUGGUACACAAUUUCUUGUUAAUGUCAGUGAGAAACCCUGGAAAUAUAUAUAUAAUAUAUACAUACAUACAUACAUACAUACAUACACACGUGUGAGUGUGUGUAGGCGCAAACUUUUAAAGCCAAUUUUUUAGCUAUCACCUGCUCCAUUGAAAGCUCAACGCAGUUUCACCUUGUGCACACCAAGAAUAAUAGGGUGCACACAAGGUUUCCGCGACAUCAAACCUAUUCAUUUUGGAGUAUAUAUGUCUGCCCUUCCGUCAUUCCAGCACAUUAGUCCAUUAAUAUGACCGUAUUUGUUAACUAUAUAAAAGAAAUAGGUAUAACAUGAUGGCGUUCCCUCUCUUUUUUUCGUGCCGCCAUUCCCACUUUCGCUUGUUCUAGCGCUGCUGCAGAUCCUCCCACUGCUUCCCCUAGGGGGAGGGCUAGCGCCGUCAGUGUACCUCACACGGUGCACUGUAAGCAUUACUUAAAGUUCUUUUCGGCUUCCUUUCGGUCCUUAUAGCUGCAACCCCAUUCAUUCCUAUUGCUAUAAUUACCUCCGUUCAUAUUUUCUUUCUUCCAUCUUCCUCUUCACCCUCUCUGACAAUUGAUUCAUAGUGCAACUUCAAGGUUUUCGUCCUGUUACACUUUUCAAACCUUUUUAUUGUAAAUUUCCUUUUCAGUGCUGAAUAACCUCGUAGAUCCCGGCACAUGGCAUUUAGCCUAAGUUCUAUAUUGUGUCUAUCUAUCUCUUAUGCAUGAAGCCUUAGUGGUAUUUUCAUUCAGCCUCCUUACCUUCCCUGUCAGACUCUCGGAAGUUAAAUUUCCUUCAUCUUGGGACUUGACGAUAAUGCCAUUGAAGAAGUGAAAUGAAGUGAAGUCACGAAGCUGUGAAAAAUGAGUAAGAAAGAGAGAGGUCUGAGUCAUGCGCCUAGUGACAGUCCUUUGCUUUGAUACGUGCAUCAUGCAUGGCAGCAAGUUUCAGGAGGUUGAGAAUUUCUUUACCACGAGCUGGAAAUGACGAAAUUGGUUCAUGACAAUGUUGAAGAAUCUCCAGAAAUAUCUGAAGAAAGAACACAGAACACCCAAAUGGAAGAAACUUUUUUCUGCCGAUAUACAAGAUGCUUCUCCAGUCACUGAUGAGUUGACUGUCUACCCAGGACCAGUGGAGAUUGGAAGGCUGGCUAUUUCAGCCACAAAUGAGAAAUUCCCUGCUGGCGUUGCUUCACGCCAUGGCCGGAGCAAUAGAAAUGUGGAAAUUGCAACGAACGAUAUUGUGAUUCAUUAUGAGUCUAACCAUUCUAAGGAGAACGAUGCCGUCGUAGAAAACGGCUCACAGAAUAUACCAGCUAGUGACGAUUUCGGAGUCUGUAGUAAUGAUACUGGCCAUCAAGAAAAGUGUGCUAGACCACAUGAUUCACCGAGACUUAAUCUCCAUGAAGAAUAUGUUGCAUGCAUUGACCCACAUGACAUUGAUUCUGAUGAACCCUGCAGGCUGCCUUUGGAAACACAAAUAACUAAUGAUGGUGAUGGAUCAAUAUUGCAUGUUGAGUUAUGCGGCACUGGUCCUAAUGAAGAAUGUACUGUAUCUCAUGACGCACCUGAAUUAACCUUGGAUACGCAGAGUAAUGAUAAUUUUGAAGGAUAUGCAACAUAUUUUGAUAAUAAUCAAACUAUUGAUCCUCUUGUAAAUCAAAAUAGUGAUCUUGGCAGAGUGUCGUUAGCAUCUUUAGAAACUCCAAAUAUUCAAGGAGGUAGGGAGUCUGCUGUAAGCUUUUGUAUGCAGAACAGUAGUUAUUGCGAGGGUUCUUUAGCCUGUGACGGUACACAAAGCAUUUAUUCUAUUGAUGAGUUACCCAAUGUGUAUCCUGUAGAAGAUAAAUGCCAAGAAGUGUCUGACUCAUCUUAUACACUGAAUACUGGACAUGGAGAAAAACAAAUAGUUUCUUUUUACAAUAAGCCCACUUUAAAGUGUCCAGACGAAGUGGUAUCUGAGGAUGCAGAAUAUUGUGACCACAGCCAAGAAUUGAAAAUUCAACAUACUGACGAGGAUACUCUUUCAGUAGAAGAUCUACAGGUGGUUGGCUCUGAUGAAGACCUUGAAGUAUCUAUUCCCAAUGGCUCAGUGUUUUGUGACGAAACUGGAAUAUCCGACACUUCCAACUUCAACUCAGAUAUAGAUUGUACAGUACAAUUUUAUCCUCAAAAUACUUAUGCUGAAGAAGUAUUUUUAACAUCUUCAGAUGAGCCCCACGCUUUACCAGUCAGAGACUUAUUUAUGAGAAACAGUCACAAAUCUACAGUGGCUACUAAGUACCCAUUUUUCAUGGUAAAGAAAAGCAAGACACCAAUGGCCAAAGUCAAACCUUGGGUUCGAAGUAAGAAAAUUGAUUAUCCAGUUGAGGAAGUCUCUCUCCAAAAAGUUUUGGACUUCUAUUUUUUACUUAUGGGAAGUUAUCCCCUCAUUAAGCUCUUAUCUGGAGAUUAUCUUACAUCCUGUGCACAAAAACAGCUCACAUCAUAUAAAUCACCUUUACCACUAAUGUGUGCAAACCCUGACAAUUUUUUGCCUGAAAGAGGUAGACCUAACUUUCCGAUGCUAAACAAUGAUGGUUGUGAGCAUUGUCCUACACUGACUAUUGCUGAUGGAAUCCAGUUAGCGCACCUAUUUAUACAAGAUAUGAAACAGAAUGUUGAUAUGAAUUUAAGUCAGAUUUUUAAGCAAGUUCACGAUCAUCAUUUUUAUUUAAGCCAAAGGCGUAAUGGUCCUGUGAAAUGUAACAGUAAAUAUAAAACUCAAAUUUCAAGUGAGAUUACUUUUGAAGAAAUCCUGUUCAGGGGAAAAAUAAUCCCAGACACCGAUGAAGAGGUUGAUAUGACUGCUAGCAGUUGCUCGUCGUCUUUUACUGAAUCAAGUGUUGGUUCUGUGUCAAGGCCACUUCUUAAUAGACACCAAGUGACUAGUUCAUCUGUGUUGAUGAUUAAUGAAACUGAUAAGGGGGAGUCUCUUGAAAAUUCAUCGUUGUCUUUGCACAGCAGAGAAGGCACCUGCGAUCUCUCGAUAAAUGACCUUGAUGUCCCUCCGUGCAGUAAGGGGGAUAAUAUGGGUGAGUAUGAUGAAUGCUCAGCUGAAGUUACGUCCGAGAAACAUCUGUAUUAUGAAAAGAGAUUUCCAGGAACUAAUGAAGAACUUGAAAACUUGAAUUCGGACCAUUUUCCAUCACCUGUUAUUGAAGAAGCAAAACAGACUGAUAUUCCAACAACUGAUAUUCCACAACCACUUUUUGUGAAUCACCCGACAACUCUAUCAGCUGGUGUGAUAACCAAUGAAACUGUCAAGAUAGAGCCACUUGAGAAAUCAUCAUCAUACCAGAACAGCACUUGUACAGUCUUAAGUAACGGACUUGAAAUGGUUGAACAUGAAGAUUGCAACAAAAUGACCUGUGCAGAAGAUGAUUUGCAUGGGCAGAAAUUUUCUGUAGUCUCAGAUAACCCAACAUGCUUGUAUAAUCAUGAUGGUGAAAUUUUUAUCCUUAAGAACAAGCAGUAUAUUAGGACCUACAUCCCACACUCUGGAAAAGUAGUGCAUGUCAACAUCAACCGGAAGGAAAUGUUUGGUUCUAAAGUUGGAUGUCAGGUUCUCUGGGAUGACGAAACUCCAGUUCCACUUUUUGAAGUUGACGAUGGCUGCAAGGUUAAAUUUGAUGCAAUUUUCUUGGCAGAAAAUAAUUCGUUCCAAGCCCUUGUUAUCUGGAAAAACAUGAAACCAAAUCGCGUCACAGAACCAUCAAAUAGAAGUUAUACUUUAAUCAGUACCAAGAAGGUCGAUUUCCAGAAAAUUGUUAUUAAAAAUGGUAAAAAAUACGCACAGGUUUAUUUGGAAGGCGCAACGCUCUUGGCUGAGAUAUUGAGGGGCGCUGUGUUUUUAGAUGGCAGGCAUUGUGGCUAUGCAGAGCUUUUUGCCUCGUCAAAGACCAUUUUCUGUAAAAUAUCAAAAUUAUUAUCAGGGCGACAAGGAGGCUAUUAUAUAUAUGUCUGCUCUUGCCUGUGGUCUGGCACCAUGCCACCGGAAGCUGAGAUGCCAGUGUCUUUUAAAAUGGGAGAAAUUUACAGAUUGACAAGUAAUACAUUUGUUUCAGAUCCCAUCCCCCUUCGCCUGUACUGUGAUAUAAAUGGCUUUCUUAGGGGAACAGCAGAAGAUUGUAAGCUAGAAUUUCAAGUGGGAAAUAACCCUCUUAGUAUACCCUUUUCUAUAGAAGACCUGCAUUUUGGUAAUUGUAAGGUCAAGCUUGCUCGUGACCCUGAUAAUUUAUCAGUGAAAGCCGAUGUUUUACAAGUUUCAGAUUCUCAGUGGCAUGUUUUAUUAUCACAGAUAUCUGAGAAUAUUGUACCAAAUGAAACUGCCAACUUAUUUGAAAAACCAGGUCCUGAAUUAACCGGUGUAAAAGGAGAGAACUUUGUUUGUGAAGAACUUCAGCUGGAAGAUCACCUACAGAAAAGAACCAUUUCUGAAAUGUCAUCAGUUGAAGAUAUUGAGGCCAGUUAUAAGCUGUCACCUUCCAAGCAUAAAGCUCGAGUUUCUUCAAACCCAAUGUCAGCAGAAGAACCCUCCGGAGAAUGUGGGCAGAAGUCAACAAAAACUGUACAUGCCUUUUUACAGACGUUAGUUACUGGAUCAGGAAUCGUGUCAUCUACAGAACCUGAUGUUGAUUCUAAGCAGAAGAAUGAAACGAAGCAUGAGAUUAGUACUACGAAUGGAGAAAAUGAGGGGCGAAGGAAAAAUGGAAGGGACGCGGUUACCACGACGGCGCAGAGAGGUCACUGUAGAAAGAAUAAGGCAUCUGCUCAUUUCGUAAAUCCAAAGUUCUUAGGAGAUGCUACUGGUUCUCUGACUAGUGCUGUGGGUGAUUUUGGAGUACUGACGGUGAGCAAUAAGCAGCUUAGUGGUCAAGUUCUGGCAAUUUUCCACAAAAAUGUGACUUACGUAAACCGUUGGCCAUUGUUCAAAGAUGUUCUCUUCUGUGAACAACUAGAAAAUUUACCUUCUAAAAUCUGGCAUUGUUCCCUGAAACAGAGUCGAGGGCGCAUUGGAGGUAUGGAUGUGGACUACGAGGCAACCCUAGCCUGGCAGGGUUUCAAACCAACGGUGGAUGAUAUUCAUUACUUCGCAAACUUGCCUAGCGAUAAUCCCUUCUGGUAUAGUAACUCUCAUCGAAUCGAUGGUGCUCUUGAAACCCUUGUUUUCUACAAUGGAAUUUACAACGAGAACCAUUCACUAAACGAUUCGCAUCGUCAUUUGUCGCUCAGUGAAGAAGAAUAUGUCACGGACGACCUGGCGGAUUAUGCUAGCUUGUUUCCUACCAUAAUAUCGGACUGCGAGGUAGAGAUUGUCGAUGCACCAAAAGUUACUUCACUGUACACAAGGGCUUUUCAGCAAAGACCAGAGUUCGAUUUUGGUGUCAAGGAACUAUUCCAGUCUCCUGCUUCAUCCAGUGAUGGAGUAGGCUUGAGCUUCAUCUGUACCUGGGAGUUGUUCAGCUCGGGUUUUCUACAGCGUCUCCCGCUAGUUUGACGGAGGAAAAAUGCAAAAGAAUAUGCCUUUUAUAACAUGUCAAAUAGCAGGUGAUAUGGUUUUAUUUUGCCAUUGGAGUUAAGUGACUUGCGUUUUGUUUUAUUACAAGAACAGUGUAUUUUUGUUUAAUUUUCAACGGUAGAGAGAGACAAUUUGCCCUUGAAUAAUUUUUUUAUAUAAUUAACUUGGAUAUUUUUCAUAUUAUGUACAAUUAAAGAAUAUUUUAGCUCUAGUUUUGAUCUCGGAAGAAUAAAUGGUGGUCAUCUGUUUAA
Macrobrachium nipponense is the source of this 5863-nucleotide messenger RNA. RefSeq lists its product as uncharacterized. Bases 1053 to 5591 code for a protein of 1512 amino acids. NCBI's taxonomy places the organism in Eukaryota, Metazoa, Arthropoda, Malacostraca, Decapoda, Palaemonidae. The record is from RefSeq and is a predicted model, not a curated record. The transcript is spliced from 3 exons.